Molecule: messenger RNA, 1923 nt
Organism: Fundulus heteroclitus (mummichog)
Lineage: Eukaryota; Metazoa; Chordata; Actinopteri; Cyprinodontiformes; Fundulidae
Gene: phf13
Product: PHD finger protein 13
Exons: 5
Coding region: 407-1426 (339 amino acids)
Biological process (GO): mitotic chromosome condensation
Molecular function (GO): chromatin binding
Source: RefSeq, a predicted model, not a curated record
AAGGUGGGGAGGCAGCCUGUAAGUGACAGCAGAAGUGGACCGCUGAAGAAAACAGUCGGUAAACGGGAUCAAACGACGACCUCACUGGACAGCUCCGUUGAGGGGUGGGGGGACGUGGUUUCAUUCAGCGGAUACACUUCGCCGAGUUUUCGCCGACUAGUUGGUGAACUUUUGCCGGGGGGGAAAAAAAAGCAAUGUUUGCGGUGACAGCCUGAGGUAACACUGUUGCUUCGGGUCUUAGCGCAGGUAACGUUAGUUAGCGGCUGGCAUCGAGCGAGCACAAGCUAAAUAAGCGUUUUUUUUUACAGCCCCCCCCCCCUCUCUCUCUCUCUCUUCGAGUAACCCGCUUUUGUGGCUUGUGCGGGGCUCACCCAGAGCACGACAGGUGGUCGGAUUCUCGGUAGAGAUGGGUGACAUAAACCCAUCGACAUCCAAUGCAUUUCAGCCAGAGGGGUUCAGUCCGCCGUACAGGAGGAGGAGGACCGUGGAGGAUUUUAACAAGUUUUGCACGUUUGUCUUGGCUUAUGCCGGCUACAUCCCUUACCCACAAGAGGUAGGUGGAGAAUGGCCUGACGCUCAUUGUCACUUAAAGGACUCUCCUCUUCGCAGUAGCUCCAGUCCUCCCAACAGCACAGGCAGCACCGCCGACAGCGACGGCUGGACCCCGGGACCCCCGUCCUCCUGUCCCCAGCGCCCGCCAAAGUUGCCCCAAGACAGAAGCAGGAAACGUCCGCAGCCGGCCCCGUCGCUGCCCGGCCACAGCAAACGAGACCGCACAAUCUCCACCCUGCAUCCAGAUGAUCACAGGAAAGCCGAGAAGCUGAAGAAGAAGAAGAGGCGAAAGGAGAGGGAGUGUCACUCGGGCGAGGAAGCGAGGCCACCGCCGAUCCUCGACGCCGUACCAGAGGUCCAGUCCGCCCUCUCCUUCGGCAGCCGAGUAAUCAAAGAAGAGCCCGAAGACGAGUUCAGCAUUCCCCUCCUCCCCUCGUCCUUGCCCAGCCCUCCCCCCUGCAAGGAGGAGCCCAAGGAGGAACAUCGACACUGGGACGGCCGAGACCUGGAAGAGGGGGUGAUAAAGGUGCAGAAGGUGGAGGGCUUUUCCGGGAGCCGGACCGUGUUCCGCCAGGGGAAGCAGGUGGUGUUUCGGGACGAAGACGGCUCGGGAGAGGACGAGGACAUAAUGGUGGACUCUGACGACGACUCGUGGGACCUGGUGACGUGCUUCUGCAUGAAGCCUUUCGCGGGCCGAGCCAUGAUCGAGUGUAACAAGUGUAACACCUGGAUCCACCUGUCCUGCGCCAAAAUCCGCAAGAGCCACGUCCCAGAGACAUACGUAUGCCAAAGCUGCCGAGACACAUACGGGCCCCCGGACGCCCGGCGCUCCCACCGCUCGCGCAUCGGCUCGCGUAAGCACCUGCUAGACUGACUCCAGGUCUUAACCAUGAACUCUUAACUACUCCCCACCCCCACCCCCCACUCCCCCCCACUCACAGCCAACCAGGAACCCACAGUUUCUUAAGACACUUUGGUGGAAGCGUCCCCCAGGCCUUAUCCCAUUUGAAGACACUUGGAUUGCUGUUUUUAAGAUUUCCUCAGCUCCGUUUCUGCUUCCUACAGACUCUGUGCGUAAGGCAAUCACUGAAUGGAUACCCGUCUGUAGAGGACAUCAGAAUGCCACCAAACUAUCAACGUCGAGACUUGGUACACUGGAAACGUCUGAACUGCCAUGUGUCGAGAAUACCCUCACAACUGCCACCCACCUCGGUGCACGCUGGGAUCAGCGGGAGAAACGCUCUUAGCACCCGGCCCGUCUUUUAAAACCUAUCGGAGGGUAGACGGCAACAUUCGUCUCCUCUAAUCAAACUGGAUCGGUCAUGUUUAGGAUGGCUCCACUGUUACACAACGUAUGUUUUUUUUUUUUUU